Messenger RNA from Monodelphis domestica (gray short-tailed opossum), 585 nucleotides. RefSeq names its product cystatin E/M (gene CST6). Gene Ontology annotation, cellular component: extracellular exosome. Gene Ontology annotation, molecular function: cysteine-type endopeptidase inhibitor activity. The record is from RefSeq and is a predicted model, not a curated record. NCBI's taxonomy places the organism in Eukaryota, Metazoa, Chordata, Mammalia, Didelphimorphia, Didelphidae.
AAGGCUGUCCACCUGUGUUCUCCCUGGUAGCUCCAAGAUGUUGCUGCCUUUGCUGGUGCUCUCUGUGGCCGCCUUAACCCUGCCUGGGGCUCAUGGAGACCUCGGUGGAGACGCUCCUCAUCCGGGGAACAUGUUGGGUGCCCGAACGACGCUGUCCACCUCAAGCUCCGAAGUGAAGGAAGUUGCCCAGAAGGCCGUGGAAAUCUUCAACCAGGCCAGCAACAGCGAGUACUUUUUCAAAGGCAGCAAAGUCAUCAAGGCGGAGAAGCAGCUCGUGACUGGCAUCAAAUACUUCCUGACUGUGGAGAUGGGGAGCACGGAGUGUAGGAAGGACAUGGUGACUGGAAGCAAGUUGAGCUUGGCUGGUUGCCCCUUUUCUGCAGAAGAGGAGAAAGUGCAGUGCGAAUUCGAGAUGCUGGUGGUUCCCUGGAGAAACGAAACCACCCUUCAGAAGACUUCAUGUACCCCCAUCUAAGAAGGCCCGGCCCGGCCCGGCCCACAAGGGGCUCAUGGGGCCAGGAAGAGGGUGCUGGGAUGGGGGGCGGGGGGCAGGCUCAGGGUGGAGGGAUCUUCUGAGGCUCUGGU